UGUGUUAGUAAAACUGUACAUAUCGCAACUACUUUGUGCAUCCAGGUGGAUUAUACCUGCUAUUUCAUAAACAAUAGAAUUUGUCACUCCCGGAAAACCCAUAAAAUAUUUUCAUUGUACCUCCAUAAAUAAAGUGCAUACAUUACCUAUAUAAAAUAGAUGCACACCCAUCUCUUAAAACCAACACUGUUAAAACAAAACACCCAAUAUAACACCCUCGUAAAGAAUGCUGGCAAUAUGACAAACAUAAUAAACAAAUUAGAAUUAGAUCACUGAAUUCUAUUCUUCGCCAACAGCUUUUUUUUUUUUUGCAGGUAUUUCCCAUGAUUACUUCAACAAAAUCCUCUUCCGUUGCAAUUUUAUUUCAUGCCUCUGAUCCUCUGCUGAAUUGUUUAUGAAACUGCAAUGACUACUACAUGGAAAAAAAUGUUUGCUCUGGCUGUCACACUGUAUACCGUCUUCCUGUUAAGCUUUACAGUGCGUCACUACACAAAGAGCUCCGAUGUAGUCCCAUAUUUCAGCAAUCCCACUGUACAUUAUAAGAAAAAAAUUGUAUCAAUUCCCGGCUACUCAUUAGAGGAUGAAAUUCAAGCUUCUCUCAUUUUCAAAAACAUUGCUGUCUUGAUUCCUUCCAUCACAUUCACCCACAAGGACCACACAACCAGUGCUAAGAAGAGCAGAGCCACCAUACUGAACCCCAGAAAAAAGUAUUGUGUUGGAGAGACAAUAAUUGUCCAUAUUGAGAUGUUUGACCAUUUGGGUAACAGGAAAACAUAUGGAGGAGACUUCAUAAGAGCUAGGAUCUUUUCUCCAGAUCUUAAAGCUGCGGCUUCUGGAAGAAUUGAAGAUUUUGAUGAUGGAACCUAUCAUGCCCAUUUCACUUUAUUUUGGGAAGGAAAGGUUUUCUUCUCAUUGGUCCUCUACCAUCCAAGUGAGGCUGUCUCAGCAUUGUGGAGAGCGAGGAAUCGGAGCUAUGGCCUCAUUUACUUCAUGGGGACUUUUACAAAUGGGACUCAUCAAGUGAAGUCUGAAUGUGGAUUCCAACUAAAUACAAAGAAGGAAAUAUGUGAAUAUAGAAAGGAAGAAUACAAUGAGAUAUUUUACUGCGCUAAGCCAGAAUCUUUCCAUUGUGAGUCAUUAACAUACCUCCAAGAUUUCAACAGUGAUCUCUCCUUUCUAAGCACACUUGAGAAAUCUCUUUUGGACAGGGAAAAUAUUGCUAUUGAAAUCCACAAAAACUUUGAAUCCAUUGAUGUGUAUUCUUGUACAGAAUUACCUCCCAUGUCUCUAGAACAAUGCAAGAUUGGGAUGGAACCUCCAUUUGCCAGCGGAUUUGUGUUACAGAAUAAAUGGAGACCUGCGUUCUGUCGCCUCGCCAAUUUCACACUCCAUGAACAAAUGUACACCUGUUUUAAAGACAAAAUGAUAUAUCUCAUCGGUGACUCUACUGUACAUCAAUGGUAUCUUUAUUUAGAAAAAACAUUUAAAGGACUGAAACAUUUUGAUCUGCAUCGAACAGGAUUGGCGUCUAUGGCGUUAUCAGUCGAUCUGCAGAGGAACAUCAGGCUACAGUGGAAAAAGCACAGCCAUCCAGUUGUUGCAGUGAAUCAAUCUUACUUUGUAAAAGACGACCACUACGUAAGUGAGCAAAUAGACCAGCUGCAUGGAGGUCCACACUAUGUGAUCGUUAUCUGUCUGGGACAAAACUUCAGACCUUUCCCCAUCCAUCUCUUCAUCAGAAGAGUAAUUAAUGUGCGCAAGGCAUUGGAACGUCUCUUCUUACGGAGUCCAGACGUCAAGGUUAUUAUUAAAACAGAGAACACCAGAGAGACAAACUUAGAUGCCGAGAGAUUCAGUGACUUCCAUGGCUAUAUUCAGUAUCUCAUAGUAAAGGACAUCUUCAGGGAUCUUCAUGUUGGUGUGAUCGAUGCUUGGGACAUGACCACAGCGUACAAUACAAAUAACGUUCAUCCUCCAGAAAAUGUUGUCCAAGACCAAAUAUAUAUGUUUUUAACAUAUAUCUGCUAGUUUAAAGGUAGUUGUUGACUGAGGUAAUAAAAACAGCAGAAAGAGAA
This is a messenger RNA of Rana temporaria (common frog), 2075 nucleotides long. RefSeq names its product NXPE family member 1-like. The record is from RefSeq and is a predicted model, not a curated record. The transcript has 6 exons. NCBI's taxonomy places the organism in Eukaryota, Metazoa, Chordata, Amphibia, Anura, Ranidae. Bases 406 to 2028 code for a protein of 540 amino acids.